Ylistrum balloti is the source of this 940-nucleotide messenger RNA. RefSeq names its product 3-oxoacyl-[acyl-carrier-protein] reductase FabG-like. Lineage: Eukaryota; Metazoa; Mollusca; Bivalvia; Pectinida; Pectinidae. Gene Ontology annotation, molecular function: oxidoreductase activity. The coding region runs from base 43 to 822 and encodes 259 amino acids. The transcript has 9 exons. The record is from RefSeq and is a predicted model, not a curated record.
CGAGUAGCGUGACCGACCUUGUUCUUGCCCUGUCUACAAGCGAUGUCAGCUCUAACAGACAAGGUUGUGAUCAUCACAGGUGCCAGUUCCGGUAUCGGCGCUAGCACAUGUGUACAUUUGUCUCAAUACAAUCCGAAGUUGGUACUGGCCUCGCGCAAUGUGACAAACUUAACCAAGGUUUCCCAAGAAUGUCAAGCCAAAGGACUCUCAUCGGACAGGAUUUUAGUUAUUCAGUGUGAUGUAGACAAGGAGAAUGACCUCGAAAACCUUGUCGAUAUAACCAUAUCCAAGUUUGGACAAAUCGAUGUACUGGUAAAUAAUGCGGGAAGUAGUGUAUACCGGUCUAUAAUGGAAACAACUUUAGAUAUGUUUGACCAGACUGUGAGGACUAAUUUACGAGCUCCUUUCUACCUCAGUCAGUUAUGCAUACCACACUUGAUUAAAACACAAGGUAACAUCGUCAACAUAUCCAGUAUCUCUUCCACCAAGGCGUUCCCUACAGCUGUCGCCUACUGUAUAGCCAAGGCAGGCCUUGAUCACCUGACGCGGACCCUAGCUGUCGAUCUCGCUCCAAAGAAGGUUCGUGUCAACUCGGUAAAUCCCGGUGUGAUCAUCACGAACUUUCAGAAAAAUGCGGGAAUGGCGGACGACAUAUAUACACAGUACAUCGACCGCCAAAAAUCCCUUCAGCCUCUAGGGGGCGCUGGCGACCCCGAAGAGGUUGCUAAGGCGAUUAGAUUCCUGGCAUCUGAUGAGUCUUCCUUCGUUACCGGUCAACUGAUAUUUGUGGAUGGAGGACGUCACGUGUUUUCUCCGUGUUAGAAACCACUUGAAAUCACAGCUGUCGUAUUGUCAAUGUAAAAUAGAUAACACACGAGUGUUUGCCAUCUUUAAUAAACUGUAACAAAACACUGUAUUGAAAUAAAAUCAUUACAAAAGA